Synchiropus splendidus (mandarinfish) is the source of this 2515-nucleotide messenger RNA. RefSeq names its product synaptobrevin-like 1 (gene vamp7). Bases 950 to 1606 code for a protein of 218 amino acids. Gene Ontology annotation, biological process: exocytosis; vesicle fusion. The transcript has 8 exons. Gene Ontology annotation, molecular function: SNAP receptor activity; SNARE binding. Lineage: Eukaryota; Metazoa; Chordata; Actinopteri; Syngnathiformes; Callionymidae. The record is from RefSeq and is a predicted model, not a curated record. Gene Ontology annotation, cellular component: membrane; SNARE complex.
CGAGCGCUGUCUGGACGGCUGAGACAGCGUUUCCUUCACGUGUAGUCGUAGUUCUUGAGCUGCUUCGGCCUCCAACGCCAAUACCUAAGGGCCGUUUCGAGUAUAACACUAGCCGCUAAAAUGAGGUUUGAGAUGAGACUGUCCGAGAUUAGUUUCAGAAUGGCCAGGUGACUGUAGCGUGCGCGAGAGCGGCAUGUUACCAUUUCCAGGACAGGUCUCUUCUCUGCUUCGGUGGCCAUGUUGUACCACGCUUGUGGGACAUGUGCACCCUGGACGAAGACUGACAGGCAAGCUUACUCGGUCACGUACCCCCUCAAUACCUACACUAGAGAAGAUAUGUGUAGUAACGCAUCUUAAAUCGAAACCGCAAGUGCAAGAACUAACUUUGGAACGACUGCUCUUGGACUAAUUGGCGUCUACGGAAUGCCUUCAGGCAAAGUUAAGGAACAAGCGCUCUCCGUGAUGCGUCACCGUGACGUGAAACUCAAUGAUAUGGCUUUUUAUUAACGCUGUAUGCGUUUCAAAAUCAUUAUGUACAGUCGACGAGAAAGUGGUCUUAUGACUAUGCGUUUGUUCGCUAUUGUCCAGAUAUCUCUCAUGAAUUUAAAUACGCAUCACCUCAAGUCGCUUCCCUCGGGAUGGAGAUUGUAUGAAAUGUAGGCUUUAGAUGCAUAAACACGCACAUUAUCAGGGAAAUCAUUUGUAAUUGAUAUGAACGGGCUUCUUAUAGUGCGCAACAAAUGGACGAAAGCACGUUGGACUACAUUACCCACAAUGCACCGGGGUUUCCGGUUUUGAGCACUGGGUGUUUUGCAAAGCAGAAGUCACUCGUCAGGGAUUUGUUAGCGGCUGCCAUCGCGCUACAUGUGAGAACCCACGCGUUAUUUGACACUUUAAACGACGUCGGUGACACCAAGUGAAUCCAGGUGUUUCAACCUCAGCUGUUGCCAUGGCAAUCCUCUUUGCCGUGGUGGCCCGUGGAACCACCAUCCUUGCCAAACAUGCCUGGUGUGGAGGCAACUUCCUGGAAGUGACGGAGCAGAUCUUAGCCAAAAUCCCCUCCGAAAAUAACAAACUGACCUACAGCCACGGCAGCUACCUUUUUCAUUACAUUUGUCAUGACAGAAUCAUCUACCUUUGCAUUACUGAUGAUGACUUUGAGAGGUCACGCGCUUUCAGUUUCCUGAGCGAGGUCAAGAAGCGUUUCCAGACGACAUAUGGGUCUCGCGCACAAACAGCCUUACCGUACGCCAUGAAUAGUGAAUUCUCCUCAACACUGGCUGCUCAGAUGAAACACCACGCAGAUCCACGUGGAGCUGAUCGCGUGACUGAGACACAGCUGCAAGUGGAUGACCUGAAAGGCAUUAUGGUCAGAAACAUAGAUUUAGUAGCUCAAAGAGGUGAGAAGUUGGAGCUGUUGAUUGACAAGACGGAAAACCUGGUGGAUUCUUCGGUCACCUUCAAGACAACGAGUCGUAACCUGGCACGGGCCAUGUGCAUGAAGAACCUGAAGCUGACUUUGGUCAUCGUGCUGGUUAGUCUGGUGGUCAUCUACAUCAUCGUUUCUGCCGCCUGUGGAGGCCUCAACUGGCCGUCCUGUGUAUGAGAACAGAGAGGGAUGAAGGAGAGAGAUGGUGCACCUGUUUAGGCCAGAUUUUCAAACUGACUGAGAAGGAUUUGUUCCUUAUUUCCUUGUUCCCAGGAAGAAGCUCCUCUCACGUCCCACCUCCUUCAGUGUGCACAUUGACUCGCCUGCAGGACGAAGUGCAGUCAGGCGUCUCUACAUCUUUGUCUUAAACUAGUCUUGUAAACGCAUCCUGUCUCAUAAACUUCGUGGCCUGACCAUUUGCUUUUGUUGCACUGUUCAUGUUCAGAAUCCAUGCCGACUGAAAUGGAAUUAACCUCAGAGAUGAUUUUGUUACAGCCCUGCUUCGUCCUCCAACAUUUGAUCGUUCUGUUGUUGGCAUGUAGCAGAUCAAACAGAUCUUCCAUUGAAGUCUUUUUCACAGAAUACUUUGUUUACCCACAGAUGCAGUAAACAAUAUGAGGAGUGUCAGAGUAAGUGUCUUUAAAUCUCAGAUAUCAGCAACCGUCAAAUGUGAUUCUCCACUUGUUUCAAGAUACUGUAUAGCAGGUGAUGUGAGAGGCCGAUACAGGUGGUGGAACUGGACUGUGGAAGAUGUGAUGACAGUUAAAUGAUCAAAAUAGAUGAUGAUUAGAUGUCAGUUGGAUCACAUUUCGGUUCAUGGUUCCAGCCUUCGCGCUUCAUUUCCUCUGCUUGAGAUGUUCAGUGUGCUCUUCUCUGUUCACACAAUGCACUUUUACAUUGAACUUUUUAUCUUCCCUCCUGGCAUCAAAGGGUGUGUAUUAAUUUAAUUAUUAAAUAAUUGUACAUUUCAAUUUGAAAUACCGAAGAGGCGUGUGUUUUGUUUCUUACCCAUCCAACGGCACAAUAUUCUCGCCUACAGCACUGUCACAUGCACUCUUUACACAUGGAAAAAAUGAAUCAAAUUCA